Capronia coronata CBS 617.96 is the source of this 1353-nucleotide messenger RNA. Its product is annotated as HAL protein kinase. Gene Ontology annotation, biological process: intracellular signal transduction; intracellular monoatomic cation homeostasis; protein phosphorylation. The transcript has 2 exons. Lineage: Eukaryota; Fungi; Ascomycota; Eurotiomycetes; Chaetothyriales; Herpotrichiellaceae. Bases 1 to 1353 code for a protein of 450 amino acids. Gene Ontology annotation, molecular function: protein serine/threonine kinase activity; ATP binding. The record is from RefSeq and is a predicted model, not a curated record.
AUGACGUCUCGUCUCACCCGCAUGUUUUCACGGACCGAUCAAAAGGAUGUCGAUGCUGCAAAUCAUCCUCUAAGAGAGUCCUCUUCCGAGGCUCGCAGCGAUCUCGUCAACGGUCAACAACCCCGACCCACACCCGGAAGACAAUCCUCUGGUGAUCAAAGGGACGGCAAGAAGAUGACGAUACUUGGUGUCGCGAAAGAGAAGACCAAAGGCGAAGUGCACCCUGAUCCCUCCUACGCCGCGCACAAACGCUUCGAGGUCGAGGAAGAUGGGUCUCACACCCAUCACCUCAAGUCGGCGAAACGCCAGGAGAAGCUAUCCGACAUGCUCCGCGACUUUAUCGGAGGCGGCAAAAAGAAAGACCAGGAUGGUGGCGAUCAGCAGUUGUCGCUCAUGUCAUCAUGGGUUGACCAGCUCAGAUCUGAGAGGGAUAGUCUCGCCAGUGAGAAGAAAGGCGGCCCAAAUGCCACCGCCAACUUGGUCGAAAAGUAUGGCAAGUGCCAGGAGAUUGUUGGUCGAGGCGCUUUCGGCAUUGUCAGGAUAUCGCACAAACCCGAUCCGAACACGGUCGGGGGGGAGUUACUCUACGCCGUCAAGGAGUUCCGCCGUCGCCCUCAAGAAACGUCGAAGAAAUACCAGAAACGUCUGACCAGCGAAUUUUGCAUCUCCUCCUCUCUCCGACACCCCAACGUCAUCCACACUCUCGACCUCCUCCAAGACGCCAAGGGCGAUUACUGCGAAGUUAUGGAAUAUUGCGCUGGCGGAGACCUAUACACCCUCAUUCUCGCUGCCGGAACUCUUCAGGUCGCUGAAGCCGACUGCUUCUUCAAGCAGCUAAUGCGGGGCGUUGAAUACAUGCAUGAGAUGGGGGUUGCACAUCGGGAUCUGAAACCUGAAAACCUACUCUUGACCACCCACGGUGCUCUGAAGAUUACCGACUUCGGCAAUGGCGAAUGCUUUCGAAUGGCUUGGGAGAAAGAAGCUCAUAUGACGGCGGGCCUCUGCGGCAGUGCCCCCUAUAUCGCCCCCGAAGAAUAUGCCGGGGGCGAGUUUGACCCCCGAGCCGUCGACGUUUGGGCCUGUGGCGUCAUCUAUAUGGCAAUGCGCACCGGUCGACAUCUGUGGAGAGUCGCCCGAAAAGAGGAAGAUGAGUUUUACGAACGGUAUCUUGAAGGUCGAAGAGACGAAGACGGUUAUGCUCCCAUCGAGACAUUGCACAGAGCACGCUGCAGGAACGUCAUCUACUCGAUCCUCGAUCCUAAUCCUGGUCGUCGUAUCACCGCCUCCCAAGUCCUCAAGUCGGAAUGGGGCAGAGAGAUCAAAGUGUGCAAGGCGGGCGAAGAGGGUUACUAG